ACCUGGAUGUAAAACGAGCAAGAUGCGCAUUCGGGGUUAAUGUCUAUGAGAAACAAUCACAAGAGUUCAGCUGCGUAGUUGUUUUCUGGAUUGAAUUGAAGAAAAAAAAAACGGUAUCUCUAUUCCCUAGCUAUUGUGCAUAGUGGAAUGCAAACAAAACUGUCAAGUUGACAUUUGUAUCUACCGCAAUCAAAAUGAGCACUGAAGACUUUCGAUUUGCUGAAGUUUUCUCGUACGAAAGCUUGGUGCAUGCAAUGGCAGGAGCAGCGGGGAGUGUGACGGCAAUGACCGUUUUCUUCCCACUUGACACUGCAAGACUACGGCUGCAAGUGGAUGAGAAGAGGAAAGCCAGGUCCACUCCUGCCAUUCUGUCAGAGAUUGUCAAGGAAGAAGGGUUGCUGGCGCCCUACAGGGGCUGGCUCCCAGUGAUCUGUAGUCUCUGCUGUUCCAACUUCGUCUACUUCUACUGCUUCCACAGCCUGAGAGCCAGCUGGCUCCGGGGACACAAGUCAACUCCAAGCAGAGACCUGCUAAUGGGCAUUGCUGCAGGUGUAGUGAACGUGCUUGUGACCACUCCGCUGUGGGUGGUCAACACACGACUCAAGCUUCAAGGGGCAAAGUUCCGCAAUGCAGAUAUCCGUCCCACUAACUACUCAGGCAUCAUGGAUGCCUUUGUGCAGAUCAUUGAGGACGAAGGGGUAGGGGCCCUGUGGAAUGGGACAUUCCCCUCUCUCCUGCUGGUGCUCAACCCGGCUGUCCAGUUCAUGAUCUAUGAGGGCCUGAAGAGGCAGCUGAGAAGCUUGGUUCACAGAGAGCUGUUGUCUCUGGAGAUAUUUCUGUUUGGUGCCAUAGCCAAAGCAGUGGCCACCACAUUCACAUACCCACUACAGACUGUACAGUCCAUCCUUAGGUUUGGUCAACACAAGCAGCACACAGACAGAUCACCAUUGCUGAACAGCCUGAGAAGUGUGAUGUAUCUGCUGAUCAAUAGAGUGAGGAAGUAUGGCAUGCUGGGCCUGUUCAAAGGCCUGGAAGCUAAACUCCUGCAGACCGUCCUGACCGCUGCUCUCAUGUUCCUGCUCUACGAGAAGAUCGCCAGCAGCAUCUUCAGGGUCAUGGGAGUGAAGAGGCCUGCGUCCAGCCACUAGCCUGUCUGUGACAUCAGACAUCCGAUCCCAUAUUGUUGCCCUAUCUGUCUCCCCUUGGCCCUAACCCCUCAAUGUUGGCAUGUAUAAAGGGUCUGGAUCGGUAUAAGCAAUGUAGUUAGGGGUAAAUCUUCCA
Salvelinus fontinalis (brook trout) is the source of this 1281-nucleotide messenger RNA. Its product is annotated as peroxisomal membrane protein PMP34-like. The record is from RefSeq and is a predicted model, not a curated record. Gene Ontology annotation, molecular function: AMP transmembrane transporter activity; FMN transmembrane transporter activity; ATP transmembrane transporter activity. Bases 195 to 1148 code for a protein of 317 amino acids. The transcript has 9 exons. Gene Ontology annotation, cellular component: peroxisomal membrane. Lineage: Eukaryota; Metazoa; Chordata; Actinopteri; Salmoniformes; Salmonidae.